Molecule: messenger RNA, 635 nt
Organism: Gopherus flavomarginatus (Mexican gopher tortoise)
Lineage: Eukaryota; Metazoa; Chordata; Testudines; Testudinidae
Gene: RGS13
Product: regulator of G protein signaling 13
Exons: 5
Coding region: 143-610 (155 amino acids)
Source: RefSeq, a predicted model, not a curated record
CAGAGUGUGACAAGACUUUUUACUUUAAAAGAAAAUAAAGAAAAGCACUCAGGAUGGAAUUUGGAAACUUGACCCCCUCGCCAAGUGCUACUACUAAAUGAAACAUUAAAAAGAGGGGACAAUCCAAGAAAAAAAAUUGAGAAUGAGCCCAAAUAUUUGUUGUCUUUGUAAACUAUUCAGAGAAGAUGAAAAUGAGAUCACAUCUAAAGUGUCAUUGGAAGAAGUGCUACAGUGGUCCCAAUCUUUUGAAAAGCUGAUGACUACUAAAUAUGGACCUAUAAUCUACAAGACCUACCUGAAGACAGAAUACAGUGAUGAGAACAUUGAAUUCUGGCUUGCAUGUGAAACUUACAAGAAGAUUGAAUCUCGGAGGAAAAGGAUUUCUGUAGCCAAGAGAAUUUUUAAAAAUUACAUUCAGCCCCAGGCGCCUAAAGAGAUUAACAUUGAUAGUCCUGCAAGGGAAGCUAUUAUCAGGAAUAUUCAAGAACCAACUCAGUCCUGUUUUGAUGAAGCUCAGAGAAUAGCUUACAUGCACAUGGAAAGGGAUUCAUAUCCCAGGUUUCUUGGAUCAGAAAUCUAUCAGAAACUCAAACACAGGCCUCCAGACUGACAGAAAUGACUCAAUACAUUAGAGA